Verticillium nonalfalfae is the source of this 1992-nucleotide messenger RNA. RefSeq lists its product as uncharacterized. NCBI's taxonomy places the organism in Eukaryota, Fungi, Ascomycota, Sordariomycetes, Glomerellales, Plectosphaerellaceae. The coding region runs from base 1 to 1992 and encodes 663 amino acids. The transcript is spliced from 3 exons. The record is from RefSeq and is a predicted model, not a curated record.
AUGGCAUUGAAAGGAGAUGGAAGGUUCGAGAGGGAAGAGGCAUGCGACGGCUCAGCCGACAGAGCUUGGGGUAGCAUCGCGGCCGAUGUUCCUGCGGCGCACGAAUGCAUUAUGAGAUGCCAGAGACAAUUUUUCGAAAGGACCCUGACGACUUACGACUGGGCAAGCUUCAACUGGGCGCGUUUUUACGACAAUGCUGAGACGAUUCCUUCGGAAGCCUGCGAAACCUUGUUCGCUGCAAAAGACAAGAGGGACGGUUCUCCGCUAUGGGAGCUUUAUUGCUGCGACUCGUUGCUCUGCGGCGUUCAGACGAGAGAAAAUCCUCGUCAAGAUCCCAACGUCAACAGUAUCAUGCUUCACUGUCAAAAGUAUGUUCUUUUUCACCAGACAACCGGGGCACAUGGCGCUGACAACAAGUUGACAAGUCGCGGACUUCCUCCUCUCCAUGACCCAGGACCUCCCCCCGGAGGGUACUUGUGUCCUCUAGACUCGGUAGCCCAAGGUGAAGACGGGUUGCCGUGUCAGAGGGCCAAUGCCAAAUUCGGCGAUGUCCUACCGGGAUCUGCGGUAGACGGGGUUUCCAUCACCGUCAUCACCACCGAGACGAAGCCGCAGCCCUCUCUAACGACGACCUCUACAACCACAGCUGCUUCAGACGCAGUGAUACUUGCCCAACCGGACACUUCGUCGAAUUCCAAUGAGGGACCUGGAUCAUUGUCCGCGGGUUCCAGAGCCGCCAUUGCCGUCUGUUGCGUGCUUUUCCUGAUUGCGUUCCUCGUAUCCAUCCUCUGCUACCUCCGUCGCCGACGCCAACGCGAUCAGGGUUACCCCCCGAGUCUUCGAUAUGCCGAUUCCGUCAAACCCGCCGACUCGCCCACCCCUCUCAUCUCACCUACAAUGUCUGCCGAAGCCCGAUCCAGGGCGUCGCUGCCACCACUUCGACUUCGGGACCGAAGGCUGCUCCCCACCAUCUUGACUCCAGACCCGGCCUCCAGUGAUCACUUGGGUCACACGCCAGGGUCACCUCGAGCUCCACCACCAACGUACAGCAGCUUCCCCCCUUCUCCAUUGCGCUCGCCAGCCACGAGCAAACUCGUGCCGCGGCAUGAACACACCGUCCAAACGGAAGGGCGUUCCUCUGGCACCACGCCCACCGAGACGCUCUCCUUCCGCAGCUCUGGCAGCACCCACACCGUCGGCGUCUCGGCAUACUCUACAGCCACAGCCCCGUCGCCCUCACGUCCGCCGCGGCCCCACGAAUUUCCGCUCGAGAUCCCCGAUCUUGUCAGUCCCGGCCUCGGCCGCGGUGGGCAGACUCCGCGUCCGGGCCCCCCGCCGAAUCGCUCGCUUCCGCCGGCACCGCCUGUCAGUCCUUCUUCGGCAAGCUGGCCGACGCCGUCGAUGAACCACGUGCACGGCGAUGUCGGCGUCGCUGUUGGUGUGGUGUCGCACAGCCCCGCACAGGGCGUGACGCUGCGGCCAGAGUCCCGGGAGCUCUGCGAGCUGACGGAGAGGGUCCCAAAGUUCGGCGAGCCGGGCGGUCGGGCGCCCCCAUGCCGGAGACCACCCAGCCACUCCGUCAAGGUGAGUCUCCCCGCCCUCGUCGGCACAGCGCACCGCAACACGGUCGUCCUGCAUUUCGCGACGGCGGACGAGUUCCGGAGGCACACGCGCGACGCGCAGUCCCUCGCGCGGUGGAUCUGCAGGAGCAUCCCCCGCGACCUGGCCGAGCUGUACCCCAUGCGCAGCCCCGUCGACCUGCCGUGCGGGUGGCGCGUGCACGUCCUCUGGCUGGAUCUGCAGGCGAAGCGAGACACCGUGUCGCGCGCGAGGGCGCUGGCGCUGUACGGGCCUGCGCAGUUCGAGGCGGACAUGGCGGCCAUGGAGGGUAGGGCGUUCCGCGACGCCAUCUGGAUAGGGGAGGAGGGGGAGACGGCCCCGGAGAGGGGGGGGGGCGGUCGACUUUCGGUACUGGGGGCUGCGCAAGGCUGA